Messenger RNA from Linum trigynum, 3255 nucleotides. The record is from the annotation of a GenBank genome assembly. NCBI's taxonomy places the organism in Eukaryota, Viridiplantae, Streptophyta, Magnoliopsida, Malpighiales, Linaceae.
CUCGAGGCGAUAUCACAGGCUAAUUGAUGAAUCAAACUCAAGUACAGCUCGUGAAUGCAUUAAAUAACAGAAACUCAAAUCAAACACAAAUCAAAAUUUCAAAAUUCGAACUCAUAUGCUGCUUUCAACUAUAGUUGUUUGGCCUAAUAUAGUGUAUCACUAAACAGUAUGGCUGUUAAUGAACCAAGCCGAUCAUGAACGGCUGGGCGUCCGACUCGAGAAAAACUCGUUCGAAACUCGAUUCGUCUUAAUCGAGCCGGCUCGCGAACAAGCUCGUUAAAUAAACGAGCCGAACUCAAACCAUACCAUGUUAUGUUUGAAAGCUCGCGAACAAGCCCAUUUAACGUUUUGGCAUAAGAAAGUAUUAGAAUUCAUGGAUUUUAUGUAUUGAAAUUGGGAUAAAUGUUGUGUUUUAUUUUGGUAGCCUUUGCUACAUGUUUGAAUGUAAUUUUGUGCCCAGUUCUAAGUCAAUCUUUAGCUAAUAUGUACAUUUUAUGAGCUUAACUCGAUUUUGGGCUCGUUAAGCUUAUUUGAUGAGCCGAGCUCGAACUUUCAUUUUCAUAAACGAGCUCGAGCUUGCAUAUUAAAGCUCGUGACGAACACGAGCCGAGCUCGAGCUUGAAAACAUAUUAACGAGCCGACCCCGAACUAUGGCAAAACUCGACUCGACUUGGAUCAUCAACAGCCCUACUAAACAUGAAUAUCUUUACUUUAUGUCAAGAAUGAAAAAUCAACGUGAUAGGAGUGGAAAAAAGGUAGAGAAGAACAGGAGAAGUGAUUGGAUGACAAAAGAAUGAUAAGUCAAAAGGAGCUAAAGGACCGAAGAAGAAGUGGAUGGAUGGGUUGUCUGUCCUCAACUUUUCUCUCUUUUGAGUUUUGAGCUCGACCUCCCACCACUUUUUUCCUCCCCUUUCUUUAAAGCCAAACAUCCCCCGAGAGAAAAUCAAAUUUUUUUGAUUCCCUGCCCUCUCCUCAUCAAAAAGUUGCACGCGUUUCCAUUCCCCAAUUAAUAUAUUUACCCCAAUCUCACCCUCUCCAUUCUUUCUCUUUAAUCCCCCAAUUACCCAAUUUGAACAAACCCACCCCCUAAUUGAAUUUCCCUCCCAACUUCCCCAAUUCCUUCCCCAUUUAUUAAAAAAAAUAUUCGCAAACAAUUUCUUGCCCAUCCACACAUGUCUUUAUUUCCCCUUCCCCUUUUCAGUCGCCAUUGAAAUAGCUCCACUAACAUCCAUUCCAGUGACUUCUUAGCUUAUUCGUCCAAAGAGAAAAAUAUGGAUUCUUAGCACAUUCUUAUUCUCGACCAUGAGCUACCUCCGCUGCAAUGCCGAAUCCGCAAUCGCCGUCUGCGAUCCCUACAACUGGGAUCGCAGCCAGCCAAGGAGGGGAGGAGGGAAAAACAGAGUCGUCUCUGCCUCCAACAAUGCUGCUGCUGCCGCCGCGAGAGAGUUCUCCUACGCCGAACUAUCCGCCGCAACAGGCGGCUUCUCCGACGAUAAUUUCCUCGGCAAGGGAAGCCACGGCGCCGUUUUCAGAGCCGUGCUCGACGACGGCAAGCUAAUCGCCGCGGUCAAGCGGACGAACCAUCCCCGAAACCCGGAUCCAGCCUUCCGCAGCAACUUCGCCCCCGCCGUCGCCACGCCGGGGGAGAACGAGAUCGAGAUUCUCUCCAGAGUCCGCCACCCGGGGCUGGUCAAUCUAAUCGGCUUCUGCGCCGCCGCCGAGGAGCGGAAACUUCUCGUGGUGGAGUACAUGCCCAAUGGCUCGCUCCACGACCUGCUCCAUUCCGGCUCGACCAGGCGGCCACCCGGUUGGACCAAACGGAUCCGGUUCGCUCUGCAGGUGGCCAAGGCGGUUCACGCGCUUCACUGCUCCGACCCGCCCGUGAUCCACCGCGACAUCAAAUCCUCCAACGUCCUCAUCGACGGGAAAUGGAAGGCCCGGCUGGGGGAUUUCGGCCUGGCGCUGAGGGGACACGUGGAGGACGUCCGGGUCAGGUGUACUCCGCCGGCGGGUACGCUCGGGUAUCUCGACCCGGGAUACCUCGCCCCGGGGGAUCUGAGCUCGAAGAGCGACGUCUUCAGCUUCGGGAUCUUGCUGCUGGAGAUAAUCAGCGGGAGGAACGCAAUCGACGUGAACUUCAGCCCGCCUUCCGUCGUCGAUUGGGCGGUCCCGCUGAUCAAGCGGUGCGAGUUCGGGUCGAUCUGCGACGAGCGAAUCGGGGCCCCGAGCGACGGAGCCGUGAUUCGGAGUCUGGCCGUACUGGUGGCGAGAUGCGUGCGGUCGACGGCGGGGAAGCGCCCCGGGAUGGCGGCGGUGGUGGAGGCGCUGAAGGGGAUCAGGAAGAGAGCGGAAUCGCCGGCGAUUUGGAGACAGUUGAGGCGGCGCGUGGGGCGCGUGGAUGAGAUGGAGCCGCUGGAGGACGACCGCGACGCCGCCGCUGUUAGUAACAGCAUUGGCAGGGCGACAGUGAGGGCGGGAAGCAGGAAGACCAGGAAAGUGUCCAGCGUUUCAAUUGCCGAACACGGAAGCGAUGUGAUCGGAGAUGCGACGGCGGAGGGGGAGGAGGAGAGGGUGGUGUCCAGGUCGAGAUCGAUCGGUUCGUUUGGGGAGAUGAAAUUGAUGAAGGCGGACGAGUAUUACAGGCUGAACAAGGCUGCAGUGAGAACGUCGGGGAAGGGAGCUGUGAGAUUAAGGAAGUCGAGGUCGACGGGAGUACUGAACGGGCGGCGGCUUGGCCGGAAUAACAGUCGCGGCGGCGGUAGAAGCAGAGAGAUGGAUGUUUCGAUGUCGAAAUUGGGGAUCGGUUCAGAUGAGAAUAAGGGGCAGGAGAAGCCCCUCUUCUCCAUUGUUUUACCGUCCAGCUAGUUUUUCUUUUGAAUUACCUCUCAUAUUUGUAUUAUUUUUCACUUUUUUUUUAUCCGUAAAUGUUGAUAAACCUUUUGAGUUUUGACAUGAUUUGUUUUGGCCAAUUUUAAGUGAGGAAUUAUAGCCUUCCCAAUGAGUGUUGAAUGGGUUGCAAUUAUUAUGGGUUAGCAAGGUUUUACUACUCCAACCAAACAUGGUAAGCUAAAAGUGUGCUUAUUUUCCUUUGAAUGCAAGUCUUUAUAGUUAAAUCAUAAAUGGUUGGUUGUGUUUGUAUCUGUAUGUCCCAUAUUCAUCCCUUGGGAGCGGUUACGGUGCUAAUUGUAUAAUAGUUAGCACCGUCCUAACCAAGGGAAAAACUACUACUAGUUUGAAUUAAUAGUGAUUUAGUUU